Molecule: messenger RNA, 921 nt
Organism: Insectozyma verbasci
Lineage: Eukaryota; Fungi; Ascomycota; Pichiomycetes; Serinales; Debaryomycetaceae
Source: the annotation of a GenBank genome assembly
AUGUACGGUAGAAGAUACGGAGGAGGCGGUUUUAGUUAUGGUGGAUCAUCAUAUGGUUCAUCUUAUGGUUCAUCUUAUGGUUCAUCUUAUGGUAGACCUUAUAGUUCAUAUAGUCAACCACAACAUAAUAGAACAAAAUACUAUCAAUCUAAUAAACAACAACAACCAGCAAAAGGACAAUACAAUAAUCCACAAAAACAGAAAUAUACUAAUCACUACAAUCGACAACAGAAGCAAAAUCAGUCCUAUAAUUAUCAAGGUCAAAAUAGACUAGGUCAAAGUAGACAAGGUCAAUAUAAACAACAACAACAACAACAACAAGAAGGUUAUGGAUAUAAUAGAAGAACUGGAAAUACGUACAAGAAUAAAACUGUAAAUCAGAAUAUCAAUGUAAAUCAACAACAGAGACAAGGUAGAAUGGGUAGAUUUGCAAGAGCAAUGAAAUUUCCAAUGAUGUUUAUGUUUUUCAGAUCUAUGACAAGACCAUUUCAUCGUGGUCAAGAAUCACAACAACCAGUUAUUAAUGAACAUCAUUAUUAUAAUCAACCACCACCAGGUCAACGAGGUCAAAUGAAUGAACCAGGUUUUGAACAAACACAACCUAGAGAAACUGUUCAAGUGAAUAAAACUGCUGAACAUGAAAAAGAUGUAAUAACAUAUCGAUUGAAUAAACAAGAAGUUGAUGAAGUACUUGAUAAUAGAAAUAAGAGUGUUAAUGGAAGGAGUGUUAAUGGAAGGAGUGUUAAUGGAAGGAGUGUUAAUGGAAGGAGUGUUAAUGGAAGGAGUGUUAAUGGAAGGAGUGUUAAUGGAAGUAUAGUGAAUUCAAAAGAAGCAAUUGAUACAGCAAAACUUGAUCGUACUGCAUCUUAUGCUUAUCCCUCAAUUGAAAAACAGAGUGAUCAAAAACCCCAAUUUUUUUAA